UGGCUCCUGCCCCUGGAGCCUCAGGUCACACAGCUCACUGUGCCUGACCUGCUAGGAGCCUGGAGCAAAGAGCCAGCAUGAGUUCGGGGGUCAGCAUGCUGACAGCCUUCCUUUUCCUCCUGGAUGUUGGAGGAGCUCAAGUGCUGGCAACGGACAAGUCUGCUGGGGAAGAAAUUGAUUUUAAAUACGCCAUCAUUGGGACUGCUCUGGGCUUUGCCAUAUCCGCCAGCUUCCUGGCUCUGAAGAUCUGCCUGAUCAGGAAGCACCUGACAGACGACGACUCCUCAGACCUGAAGAGUGUACACCCGGCCUGCAAUGACACCAUCAUGCGAAAGAAGAGACCCUCAAGAGACGCUCAGGUGAUUGAGUUGUAAACAAGUGGCUACAUUGGGAGAGACUCAACUGUCUAGACAAUAGAAUCCCAUUGUGUUUUGAAUUUGAGCACUGAAGGCUGGUUAUGAAACUUCAGGUGGACUCAAUAUACAAGGAAAAUAAUAGGAGGACUAUCAUCAAGAGUGUCUCUGCUCUGAGAGAAAGUAUUACUCCUUUUCUACCAGAAGUUAACUACUCAGGGUGAGUACAUUAUCCAACAGUCAGAAAAAGGUAGAAGCCAAUGAAUGCACAUCAUCUAGCUUGGUCCACCCUGUUGGAGCUGUUCAUGCUUCUACAAGGUCAUCAUGUCCACAUCAAUGGAACCUACCCACAGCAGUGACUCAUGGAAAUGGGAACCAAACACAAGACGCAGCUUCCUCAGCACUAUCCUCUUAUCAACAAUUAAAUGGCACUUGCAGAACCAUUGGCCUCAACUUCUUAGCUGCCAGGAAACAUGGAGACCAUGAGCCAGUCUCCAAUGCUAUCCAUGACUGACCUUCUAAGGGAGAAAUGGUAGCUUGGCCUGGAGUGAAAGAAAGAGCCCUGGACAGCCAUGGACUGGGCCUGUGGCUGUGCAGAUCUCCAAAUGAAGGAGCCAACAAAGGAUUAAAGGAGAAAGCAGAUGAUGUGCCUUGUGAAGAGCAACACAAACAUAAGUUAUCAUUGUUAUCCCUCAGAUAAUUAUUUUGUGGUGAAUUUUAUAGUUUGUAUGGUGCACACAUGGAAGACAAGACUGGCAGAGGCUCAGGAAACCCACGUCAUUCUCUUACUGUCAUCAGCCUAAUAUCCUGUGGCAAGGGCUCCAUGAACAUUCCCCUUGCCAGUAUCAUUAACCCCAUAUUUCUAGGAAUGCCUUAUGGAAGUCUCUUUGCCUUUCCAUUCUUCAAAAAUCUGGGUGCCUUUGUGGACUGGUUCUCCUUAAAUUGGGUUAACUCUCCUUGUGUGUGAUGAAAGAUGAGCUAUAUUUAAAAAAAAAAAGUGCUGUGUUAUAAUAAUUUGCCUGGAUUCCCAGGGCAUCUUUUAUCUAACUUGAUAACAAUGUUGUUCAUUAGCAGCCUUUGUUAACUGAUAACCUAAAGUGGUAACGUGGUACUCAUAAGCAAUUUUCUGUGUGUAAGAUAGAAUAAACCAUCUUGUAAGGGAUCUGUUAAUUGAUUUGCUUCUUUUAGCAGCAUUUUAAUUAAGACAACUGGUUUGUGAAUGGCAGAAACACUCAUGAGCUGAAGGCGAAAACCUCUGGUUUCUCAGUCACCGUUUUAUGUUCCACACAUACAAAACACCAUGGGAUCCAAUCCACUGCCACAACUUGUGACAUAAUUUCCUGGAAUCAUACCUGGAGUCUGAUUUUGUUUUAGCCCCUCAUAAGGGUCCCUGUGUGAAGUCAGGGAGAGUCAUAUAUUGCUUAAUGAUGGGAAUGGCAUUCCAAGGAAUGUACCGUUGGUCAAUUUCAUCAUUUUGUGAAUAUCAUGGAGCCCACUGACAUGAACUAAAUUGGCUAUAGCCUCACUAGGUGAUACAUUAUUACAGGAUCUUUGUCAGACAUGCAGUCCAUUGUUGACUGCAGGCCAUUAUGCUAUACAUGACAGGAUGUGAAGGCCAGCGUCCUUUCCUUGGGGGGUAAAUACUAUCGUCACCUAGGAAGCAGAAUGGAGUGGGAGUCUUUGGCAAUGAAGUCUCCCUGGCUUAUACUCCAAACCAAGCUCAAUGGCUUCAUUGUGGAAGUCCUUCCAGUCCUCUUGGAAACUCUCUGAAGCCCUUCUUGGCAUCCCCUCAUCCUGGGAGAAGUUCCUAGAGAUGGGUGUCCAAUUUGUAGUAGCUCUUGGAAGGAUUUGGAAGCAACCACAGGAAGUCCCUGUACCUGUGGUACAUGCAAUGUCUUCAGUUAGGGACAUUCUGACAGGGUUGCUUCAUCCUGUGAUUUUGAGUAUAUUAGCAGAGCCCUGGGCUGGGAUAAGCCUUGCCCUUCUGACCCUGAAUGCCUUGGGGCCCCCAAAGCACAUGCAGUCCCCCUGUCAGCUCACCACAGCCUGGAGAACACCAUGCUCAAAGGAAAGGACAGAUGACUCUGAAACAUUAAGAGGAAAGAGACGUGGAUGAAGCAGGCUGCAGAUGGCAGCAGCCAACCAGAGUCUGAGGAUGUAACUUUGGUUUAGGGUCUCUUGGCCUCGUACCUAGGGAAAAGGUGAAUUGGGGAAAAGGUGAAUUGGGAGAGGGUUAUCUGACCAGGAUCAAUAAAUUAAAAAUCAUCUAUCGAUUUAUAGAUUUUUAUAUCUAGAAAUUAAAAAUG
This is a messenger RNA of Ictidomys tridecemlineatus (thirteen-lined ground squirrel), 2659 nucleotides long. RefSeq names its product transmembrane protein 273 (gene Tmem273). The record is from RefSeq and is a predicted model, not a curated record. NCBI's taxonomy places the organism in Eukaryota, Metazoa, Chordata, Mammalia, Rodentia, Sciuridae.